Molecule: messenger RNA, 1721 nt
Organism: Limanda limanda (common dab)
Lineage: Eukaryota; Metazoa; Chordata; Actinopteri; Pleuronectiformes; Pleuronectidae
Gene: slc25a24l
Product: solute carrier family 25 member 24, like
Exons: 10
Coding region: 1-1353 (450 amino acids)
Biological process (GO): transmembrane transport
Molecular function (GO): calcium ion binding; ATP transmembrane transporter activity
Source: RefSeq, a predicted model, not a curated record
AUGGAUCAGUUCCGUGGGCUAUUUGUCAAACUGGACCAAAACAAAGAUGGAUUCAUAUCAGUGACAGAGCUGCACAAAGAAAUGAGCAAGUUUGGGAUCAACUCGGCAGAUGGAAAGGCCCAGAAUAUCAUUGAUUCUUAUGAUAAGAACAAAGAUGGCCUCCUGGAUUAUAAAGAGUUCCUCGGCUACAUGAUGGACAGAGAGAAGAAAUGGAAAAUUUACUUUCAUGACCUUGACAAGAACAAGUGUGGGGUGAUUGACCAGGAGGACGUCAUUUGUUUGUUUAAGGAGAUAGGAGUGGUCAUUUCAAAGCCGAAUGCAAAAAAAAUAAUACAAAUGAUGGACAAGGACAGUUCCAUGACAGUGGACUGGGGCGAGUUCCUGCACCACGUCAUCCUCAACCCUGUGGACAGCAUCGGGGAGCUGGUGACCUCAUGGAAACACCAGCUGGUUUUCGAUGUCGGGGAGAGUCGUGCGAUGCCCCUUGAGUUCCCUGAGGAGGCGUCUGGCUUCGGUGCUUGGCGGACGUUUGUCCUGGCAGCAGGUCUCGCUGACGCUGUGUCCAGGACUGUGACGGCGCCCAUCGACCGCCUUAAGACCCAACUUCAGGUUCAUGGAUCCAAGGCCUUCUCCCAAGGCUUCCAGGAGGUGAGAGCAGGCGGUCUGCGGUCGAUGUGGCAGGGCAACGCUGUCAACGUGCUGAAAGGAACGCCGCAGUCCACGCUCCAGUGUCUUAUCUACGCCCAGAUGAAGGUCUACACCCAAAACCGAACCCAGGAGCCUCUGACGGUGCAGCAGCGCUUCGGGUUGGGCUGCGUGUCCGGGGCGGUGGUUCACGCUGCCUUCUACCCUUUAGAGGUGUUGAAAGUGAGACUGAACCUGCAGCAAAUUGGAACUUACCACGGCAUGGUGGCCUGCACCCGCUCCAUUUACAGACAGGAGCGUUUGUCCUCGUUUUACAGAGGAUUCAAACCCAGCAUCAUGUGCAUGAUCCCCUACGCAGGCGUGGAGUGUGCAGUUCACCAGUCGAUUAUGAACUGGGCGAAGAGCGAUCCAGCCUACAACAGUGACUCCAAACUGUUCUUCUUCAGUUUCGUGGCCUUUGCCUCUGGACAAAUGACCAGUUACCCACUGGCAGUGAUCCGCACGCAGCAGCAAGCUCAGGCUCUCAGCUCUGCCUCAAGUCCAGCUUCUGGCAUUUUACGAGGACUUAUUGGUAUAUAUGAAAGACAUGGACUGAGAGGAUAUUACAACGGCAUGGGAGCCAGCUUUGUCCGGGCUGUUCCUUGUGCCUUGAUAAACUACACUUUGACUAGGAAGUUUGAAAAUGUGUUUUCUUCCAUGGAGUCCUGAGGUUUGGCAGAAAUUAUGUUUUCUGUGCAUGCUGUGAUUUAGUUUUUAAACAUCUUGUUUCAGGGACAUCAUCAGGAACAUGAGGAUAAAUACAAAAACCCUGGACUGUUGUCAAUGUGAACUGAGUGAAAAUGACUGGAUCUAAAAAACCUGCAAAAGUCAAAUCUCUGAGAUGUGAAUUAUCAUGUGAUACAGCUUUUAAUGCCUCUGUAGCUUUUUGACUCAGGUUAGAGUUCUUCCCUCUGACAAGGACCAUGAGACGUGGUGAAGUAUUUGAAAAACCAUAAACCUCACUGAGAGCUGACGCAUACUUGACUUGAAAUUUACAAUGUGACUGUGAUAUAAUAAAGUGUAGUCAGUGUCCAUGU